AUGUGGGCCAUGACGAUACUGUUCGUUGCGUCUGCUACAGCUGAUUUGAUCAGUGCCGGUGACAUCGACGGUCCUUUACGAUUCUGCCGUGAGGGAGAGUUUUUCAAGGAAAAAGGACAAACCUGUGAACCCUGUACAGAAUGCCGUGAUCUUCUCUACGAGAGAGAAUCGUGUUCCCUGUUCAAGGAUGCCAUCUGUGGUUGGUGUGGAUCAAAAACACCUGUAAAGAAUUCGGACUUCUAUCGGAAAUGCAUUGGAAAAAAUCGUGUGAUAUUCAAUGGAAAGAAAUUCAAGCGUGAAUUCGGGAUGCGAGCAGUGAAGAAAAUCUUGGAAGAAGAGGAAAAGAAGUUCAGUGAAGAGUUAGGAGGAAUGCGACACACCGUCGUAUUUGAGGUAGUCGAAACUGCUGAACGUCUGGACAUGCAACGUCUUCCACCGCUCCCAAGCGACGUUGACUACGACGAGGAGAUUAUAGAUAAGUAUCAACUGCCGAGUUUGAAGAUUUUCGAAGACAGUCACAACAAUGACGAUAUCAACCCUCAGAUGCAUGACUUCGCUCCGAUUUCUGGUGAUGAAUUUCUGAGUGACGGAAAACCUGUACUUAAAGGGGAGAUUGAGAAAGAAAUUGCGCAAGAUGGUGUACGCGCAGUGGAUAUAAACGAGGCCAGAAUCGAUCAGGAGGAUGACAGUGAUGAAGAGCUGCUAAAUACAAACACUGGACGUGUGAACAUUGUCGCCAUAGCAGUUAGAAAAACUGCUACUCUGGAUGACUUCGAUGAAGACGAUGACUCCCAGACGACUUCCUCUCAUACAUCAGUUUGCAACACUUUCCGUUACAUAGGACUUUACGGCUACGCACUUUGCUUUAUCGUUUUAGCUGCCGUUAUUCUUAAGCGCUGCUCCAAGCCCACCCACCGCAUACCACUAAUGAACUUCACCGAAGAACAAUGUGCAAUGAUGUACCGCUGUGCUCAUCAAAUGAAGAAAUCGAAGGAGAUGGCAGCUUACGACAAUGAUGUUGCUUAUGUCUAG
Messenger RNA from Necator americanus (New World hookworm), 1032 nucleotides. RefSeq lists its product as uncharacterized. Gene Ontology annotation, molecular function: protein binding. The record is from RefSeq and is a predicted model, not a curated record. Lineage: Eukaryota; Metazoa; Nematoda; Chromadorea; Rhabditida; Ancylostomatidae. Bases 1 to 1032 code for a protein of 343 amino acids. The transcript has 15 exons.